AAAAAUUAGAGAGAUUAAAAAAAAAAAUAGAAAAAAUAGAUAGAUAGAGAGAGGAGAAAGAGAAGAGAGUUGCGGUUCGGUUGAUCAAUCGAUGAGCAAAUUGCUUCCGGUUCAAAUUCUCUUUCUCUUUCUCGCUUCAAUUUUUGAUUGAGAAAGGAAAAAGAAAAAGAAAAAAAAAAUCCAGUUUUUAGGGCUAUAAUAAUUUUGUUUGUUUCCCGGGAAAAUGGUGAGGGAAUCGCCGAGAAAAUGUUCACAUUGCGGAUUAAACGGACAUAAUUCGCGAACUUGUGGAAACUUUUCGAAGGGGAAUAUUAGUAAUAAUAAUAAUAACAAUAAUAGUAAUUGUAAUUAUUAUUGUGUGAAAUUGUUUGGAGUUAAUUUAAUGGACAAUAGAGAUGAAUCUAUGAGGAAGAGUUUGAGCAUGGGGAAUUUGAAUCUUCACGCAUGUAGCAAUAAUGUUCUUGAUCUCAAUAACAACGCCGCCGCCGCCGCCGCCGUCAACAACCUCGCCGGUGAUAAUGCCGUCGCCGCCUCCGCCGAUGACGCUGGGUAUCUUUCCGAUGGCCUUAUUCAUAACAAGAGACGCAAAGCCGCUCAUGAGAGGAAGAAAGGAAAGCCAUGGAGUGAGGAAGAACAUAGAAUAUUUUUGGCUGGGUUGAAGAAGCUGGGGAAAGGGGAUUGGAGAGGAAUUUCAAAGAAUUUUGUGACCACAAGAACACCAACUCAAGUAGCCAGUCAUGCCCAAAAGUACUUUUUGAGGAAGAUGAAUGCAAAUGAUAAGAAGAAACGCAGAGCUAGUCUUUUUGACAUACCUGAAAUCAAAAAUAAUAUUCCUCGAGAUUGUCAGACUCUUGGUGAAACGUCGUCUCAAAAUUUGCUGCCAAAUAAUAAUAAUCCAGAAAACCAACAACAGGUGAAUAAUUUACCAACACAACUUAUCAAUCGAUUCCCUCAUCUUUGUUUGGAUACUCCUCAUUUUAUUUCUCCACCAACUGGAAUAUCACCAUCCUCUACUGCUGCUGCAAAUUUGAAUGACAUUCCUUAUGUGGUUGGAGUUUCCCCCAGUAAUGUUCCAAUAAUCCCUUUGGUGAAUGUUGGAAGAUCAAGAGGAGUUAUGAGCCCAACAAAAAGUCCAAUAAUGGCUGCACAUCCAUCUGGUAUUCCUCCUUCUCCAAGAUCUUCUCCAAGCAGACAUUUAUUGAUGCAGCCUUCUGCCCUAGCAGCAGUGGCUGCAGCCUCCAAUUUUGAGACUGAUGCUCUAGAACUCAAGAUUGGGCUGCCUCAAUCUCCACAGCCUAAAAAUUUGUCAUCUCAAACAACUUCUGGAGCUAUUAGAGUUAUAUAAGAAGAAGGAGAAAAAAAACACUAAAAAAAAAAAAAAAAAGUUGUGUUAUCAGAUUUCUUUUCUAAGAAGGUUAAUUAGAUUAAGAUAAUUUUUUUUAACCCUUUUG
Benincasa hispida (wax gourd) is the source of this 1451-nucleotide messenger RNA. Its product is annotated as myb-like transcription factor family protein. Gene Ontology annotation, molecular function: DNA binding. The record is from RefSeq and is a predicted model, not a curated record. Lineage: Eukaryota; Viridiplantae; Streptophyta; Magnoliopsida; Cucurbitales; Cucurbitaceae. Gene Ontology annotation, biological process: response to ethylene; response to gibberellin.